Messenger RNA from Leguminivora glycinivorella, 3266 nucleotides. RefSeq lists its product as uncharacterized. The coding region runs from base 300 to 3122 and encodes 940 amino acids. Gene Ontology annotation, molecular function: metal ion binding; RNA binding; ubiquitin-protein transferase activity. The record is from RefSeq and is a predicted model, not a curated record. Gene Ontology annotation, biological process: protein ubiquitination. The transcript has 17 exons. NCBI's taxonomy places the organism in Eukaryota, Metazoa, Arthropoda, Insecta, Lepidoptera, Tortricidae. Gene Ontology annotation, cellular component: CCR4-NOT complex.
CGGAAUCUUGUAAAAGAUUAGGCCAUUUCAUAAAACAAAUGUAUAGUAACUCGCAGAAAACAUCUUUGGGACAGUUGUAUUUAUUUCAGCUUUGCAUUUUAUGUUAAAUUGAAUCGUGAACCGCUUUGUAGGUCCAUUGGAAAGGAUUCAUCUUCAACUGUUGCGGAAGGGUUAGCAGUCUCAAUUCUGCUAAAGAAUAGAUUUGCAUUGAGAGAAGACGUAAGGCUGCGUUUAAAUCCAGUGAGCGAACGUUCCUUUCUUCGACGGGAGACACGGAACUUUCGGCUAGCGGGUCUAGGAUGUCAGUUUUGAAUCAGAGCGGGGAAGAACAGGUGGAAUGUCCACUAUGCAUGGAGCCAUUGGAGGUGGACGAUCUCCACUUCUACCCGUGCACAUGUGGAUACCAAAUAUGCCGGUUUUGCUGGAAUCGAAUCCGGGAAGGCGAGAAUGGCCUCUGUCCGGCCUGUCGGAAGGCCUACCCGGAGAACCCGGCAGACUUCACCCCGCUCAGUCAAGAGCAGGUAGCAGCAAUAAAGACGGAAAAGAAGGCGCGCGAGCAAAAGCGGCGGAACAAGACCCUGGAGUCGCGGCGAGCGCUCGCGAACGUGCGCGUCGUGCAGAACAACCUCGUGUUCGUCGUGGGGCUGCCCGUGCGGCUCGCGGAUCCCGAGAUCCUAAAAAGACAGGAGUACUUUGGCAAAUAUGGCAAAAUUCACAAAGUAGUUAUAAACCAAAGUACAACGUAUGCAGGUUCACAGGGUCCGUCCGCGUCUGCGUACGUGACGUACGUGUCGUCUGCGGAUGCCCUGCGCGCCAUCCAGGGCGUCAACAACGUCGCCCUCGACGGCCGCGUGCUCAAGGGCUCGCUCGGCACCACCAAGUACUGCGCCAACUUCAUGAAGAACCAGCCCUGUCCCAAGCCAGACUGCAUGUACCUGCACGAGCUAGGUGAUCCUAAGGCGUCGUUCACUAAGGAGGAAAUGCACGCUGGCUUGCAUCAAGUUUAUGAGCGCAAGCUGCACAACCAGUUACUCCAACAAGGAAAUAAACCCGACGAAAAGCAUAGCGCAGGUAACUCUAGUACGAAUGCAGAAAAGAAUGGUUCGAAAGAAGGUAAUCCAUCGAACUUUAUACCGACAACAGUGGUCACAUCGUCAAAUAUAAACGUAGUCAGUUCAUCUAAAUCAAAGAAAGAAUCGGUAAACGGUAGCAAUGGUAUAGAAGCGAGCAAUAGUAACGGGGUGAACGGAAACGGCAAGGAGGCGUGGCCCAGCCUCGGCUCCUCUCCCCCCUCGGAAAGCCCCGUCGGCAAACAGUCCAGUCCCAAACCACAAGCUCAGGUUAAGUCACAAGAAAACGGCACAUCAGAAUCUUCCAGUCCCACACAAAUGCAACCCGCUCAAACGAAAAGCAAAGACCUCAGCGACUCCAAAACGAACCGGACCCACAAAGACAGCACAAACGGCCAGCCGAAGAAGAGCAAAUCCGACCAGAAAAACAAAAAACAUAGUAUUCAAACCCAAGAUACUGACCCCGAACCCCAACCUAGCAUCACACAGAGCUCCGUCUUCGAGAACGACUCACAAAACUAUCUAACCAAUGACUUAGACGAGCUAGAAUCAGACCGACACAGCCUUUUAGAAAACCACGAUCUACUCCACAGCAGCGAUCAUAGCUUAUUAGAAGACGACACACACAACCUACUAAACGAUGUCAAUAAUGAAAUGAUGCUUCACAAACAGAGAGAAAUGCUCGCCGGCUUAGUCGAUAACCAUAUGAUAAAUCCAAUGAAGCCACUAAAUGGGUACGGGCUUAUAGACAGAGACGCUAUGAGUUAUAUAAGUAAUGAUAGGCAUAGUCAAAUUAGCCAAGGUCUGAUGGAGAAGGAGCUCUUGCUUAGGGAACGCAGUCGGAGCGAGAUGCUGAUGAGACAGAAUGAGAUGUUGGCUAGGCAACAUAUGGAGCCCAAGCAUUAUUUGCAGGGGAAUAUAGGACUCGACUCCAAUAGUGAAUUAUUAGGUGCUAAUUAUCAUCCAAAUCCCAAUAUGCUUCCAUUCGGCAUGCGCGUCGAACACGCGUCGCCACUACAAAACAACAUGCAAAACAACAUGCAGAACAUGCAAAAUUCCAUGCAAAACACCAUGCACAAUAGCCUCCAGAACAGUAUGCAAAACACCAUGCAGAAUAGCCUCCAGAACAGUCUGCAAAACACCAUGCAAAAUAGCCUUCAGAACAUGAAUAGCCUUCAAAAUAGCAUGCAGAAUAGCCUUCAGAACAUGCAGAGUAGCCUUCAGAAUAGCCUACAGAACAGUAUGCAGAAUAGUUUGCAGAAUAACAUGCACUAUGUAAUGCACAAUCCUCAUGCGGGGCCUGUGCCCAACGGCUUUGAAGCUCCACAGUCUUCGAGCGAAGGGCGCUACCUGGCGGAGAACAUGGACAAAUUCUUCACCGAUUUCUACAAGACACAACAGAUGAGGCUGCUCCUGGCCCGCGCUCCCGAACACCCCCGACAGAUGGCGCUCGAGCACGAACACAAACAGAGAAUGAACAACAUGAGGAUGGGUAGCGAAGCCCCGCGUGCGGCGGGGGACGGAGACGACGACCUGGACUUUGAUCCCUUCAAGGAGACGCAGAAGGCUCUGGCGGAAAUGAUGGAAACCGAGAUGAUGCAGAAUACAAGCGGCGAUAACAUGGAGUUGGUGAGACGCUCGCGCCUGCCGCCGCCCGGCUUCGCGCUGCCCGCCCACCACCAGCACCAGCACCAACACCAGCACCAACAUGCGCAGCCGCAGCACCCCAUGCAUACAGGUUUCAACAACACGAGCGCGUCGUACUCCGACUGGACCCAGAUGGACCCGGCCAUCAUGUCGACGUCGGUGAACUUCGGCAAGCCGCCGCCGGUGCCCUCGGGCGCGGGACAGCAGGAGCUGUGGGCGCGCUUCAACUCGCUGGCGGUGGCGCCGGCGCCGGCGAGCAAGCUGCCGCCGGGCUGGGGCAAGCUGGGCUGGGGCGCGCUGGCGCCGCCGCUCGGCAACAUCCCGCUGCCGCCCGGCUUCUCGCCCGCCAAGCCGCCGCACCCCGCGCACUCCGCCCACCCCGCCGAGUGCAUCGACGCCAACUAACGUGCAAUCUGACCCGCGAUUUUCUAUAUUACUCCUUUUCCGUUGGUGAUGUGAACGAUAAAUCUUUGUAUUAAGAGAGGAUAUUUUAACGAGAGAAAUAUGAUAACGAAGGAAUUUGUAAAAUAAAUUAACAUAUUUGUUUUA